Syzygium oleosum is the source of this 2153-nucleotide messenger RNA. RefSeq names its product probable WRKY transcription factor 3. Gene Ontology annotation, biological process: regulation of DNA-templated transcription. Bases 194 to 1768 code for a protein of 524 amino acids. Gene Ontology annotation, molecular function: sequence-specific DNA binding; DNA-binding transcription factor activity. The record is from RefSeq and is a predicted model, not a curated record. The transcript is spliced from 4 exons. NCBI's taxonomy places the organism in Eukaryota, Viridiplantae, Streptophyta, Magnoliopsida, Myrtales, Myrtaceae.
AAAAAUACCCAAAAGAACAAACUCGUCGAAAAUCUAGGAAGGCAAGGGGAAUAGGGGGCUGAGCGACAAACGAGAAGGCGCCUUUUUCCUCUCUGUGUCUUUCCGGACAUAGAAAAGUACGAGAAAACAAAAGGGAGACACAGAGACGGCAGAGCAGAGAGACAGAGAGAUUUGCCCCUUUCGCCCAGUCAGGAUGGCGGGCAACGACCAACCGCCGCCAUUCCCUGCCAGGACAACGGCUCCCACGCGCCCCUCGCUCGCCCUCCCCCCACGCGCCUCCGUUGACUCGCUCUACCCCGGCGGCGGGUGGCACGGGGGCGGGGGGGGAUGGCCGGGCGGUAUGGGCUUGGGUCUGAGCCCGGGGCCGAUGACCCUGGUCUCCCGCCUCUUCUCCGACGGCGAGGACUGCAAGUCCUUCUCCCAGCUCCUCUCUGGAGCCGCCGCGGCUUCUCCCACGGCUCAGUGGCUCGGCUUCUCCCUGCCCGCGUCCGGCAGCGCGUCCGAGAAGGCUGCCGUCCCCCAAGAAGACUUGCGGUUCAAGCAGAGCCGUCCGGACGGAUUGGCGGUCUCGCAGCCGCUGCCACCGGCACUGUUCGCCAUACCACCGGGGCUGAGCCCCGCGGCUUUGCUCGACUCCCCGGGGAUCUUCCCUUCUGUUCCGGGGCCUCUAGGAAUGUCACACCAGCACGGCUUCAUCCGCAUGGGCGCUCGAGGUUCGCAAGCUCAACCUCAUCACGUCCAAUCUGGGUAUGCAUCGGCAUCUUCCUCAACCGCUGCACUAUCCUUAGGAACGAUGCAGUUUCCGCCCUUCACAGUGACCACGUCGAUGAUCAACCAGCGGACCUCAUCCUUGGAAGAAUCGAAAAAUGUCGAGACAGAACCCAUCGACUUCUCUCACACUGAUCAGAGACCUCUUGCGUCUUCAUUUGCCGUGGAUAAGCCUGCCGAUGACGGCUACAAUUGGAGGAAGUAUGGUCAGAAACAGGUCAAGGGAAGCGAAUUCCCCCGGAGCUAUUACAAGUGCACUUACCCUAGCUGUCCCGUCAAGAAGAAGGUCGAGCGCUCUCUGGACGGUCAGAUAACCGAGAUAAUCUACAAGGGACAGCACAAUCAUCAGCCCCCCAAGGGCAAUAAGCGCGCGAAGGACUCUGGAGUAGCUUACAGGAGUUCGGACAUCGAGGAAAGUUCUCAGCUUCCCAUAGCAUUGAUGCCGCUGGAUCAGGAGUCUAGCCAGGUUACGCCUGCGCACUUGUCCGGUACAAGCGACAGCGAGGAAGCUGGCGAUGCUGAGACUGGAGCGGAUGAAAGAGAUGAUGAUGAACCUGAACCGAAGCGACGAAACAUGGAGGUUAUGGCUUCGGAUGCAGGAUCUUUGCAUAGGACCAUUACAGAACCGAAAAUAAUUGUGCAAACGACUAGCGAAGUCGAUCUUUUGGACGACGGCUACAGGUGGCGCAAGUAUGGGCAGAAAGUUGUCAAAGGCAACCCUUAUCCAAGGAGCUACUACAAAUGCACUACUCCGGGAUGCAAUGUCCGGAAGCAUGUUGAGAGGGCUUCAAGCGACCCUAAAGCCGUCAUAACGACAUACGAAGGCAAACACAAUCACGACGUUCCAGCUGCUAAACCGAGCAGCCACAGUGUCGCCAACAGCUACGCCUCACAAUCGAGACAGCAACAGAAUGUAGAAGCCGAGAAGCACGCCAUGUUCGGAACCAGCGCGCAACAGCUGACGGCCCGUUUACAUCUAAAGGAAGAACAGAUAACAUAGGUUUCGUUGUCUGCGACCCCCGGAAUGUGGUGCGAGCAGUGCAAGGAUAUGUUUGUGAAGGAGGCUAAAAACCAAAAGUUAAUUUGCUUUGCUUGAUUUUCCUUUUCAUACUAGGAGGCUGCAGAUUUUGGUCAAUGCUAAUUGCUCUGAUUUUUGCAUAUAUUGAAAAAUAAAGCGGGAGAAAAGUCCCGAAAAAGCCGCUUAUAGGGAGAAUCGCGAAUCGCCCGGGUCCGAGCUCCGGAGGUACUGUUGUGCUGUAGUGUUAAAUGGUAGAACUUGUAGGCUUUUUUCAACACGAUUUGUUUUGAGAUUUGUUUCGCUUGGGUGCAUUCUUUCUGUACAUGGAAACAUAAGUGUUGUCCACAAAAUUGUUUGGCGUUGCAGA